This is a messenger RNA of Orcinus orca (killer whale), 3219 nucleotides long. RefSeq names its product tumor necrosis factor receptor superfamily member 10A. Gene Ontology annotation, molecular function: TRAIL binding. Bases 151 to 1530 code for a protein of 459 amino acids. NCBI's taxonomy places the organism in Eukaryota, Metazoa, Chordata, Mammalia, Artiodactyla, Delphinidae. Gene Ontology annotation, biological process: positive regulation of apoptotic process; TRAIL-activated apoptotic signaling pathway. The transcript has 10 exons. Gene Ontology annotation, cellular component: cell surface; plasma membrane. The record is from RefSeq and is a predicted model, not a curated record.
GCGUAAGACUAGGCGGGGCCACCAGCUCUCCUCAUUCACCCCAAACCCGCGAGAGCGGUGCUUCGGAACUGCGGUAUCCCGCAGACUUCCAGCAACUAGCAAUCAGAAGCGGACUUUCUCGCGUUCAGCAAAAGACACUCUCGAUCCCUGAUGGCGCUGCCGGCUGUCACCUCGAGGCGACCUGAACAGCGAGCGCUCCCCGACCGCACGAGGCAGCGGGGACGUAGCGCGCCGGCCGCCUCGGGCUCCCGGGCCUCGGUUCCUAGUCCCAGGCCUCCGUUCCGGGGCCCCAGGGCUCUCAUCUUCGUCCUUUCGGGUGUCCUGCUGUCGAUUGCAGCUGCUUCAGCCAUGCCCAUAAGGCAGGAAAAAUUUCACCAGCAAUUAGCUUCCCCGCAGGGAUGGAAACACAGCCUCUCAGAGAAGUUGUGUCUACCAGGGUUCCACAUGGAGGAAGCCAGUGGAGAUUGUGCGCCGUGCACGGAUAAGGUGGAUUACACCAAUUAUUCAAACACCCUGUCUUCUUGCUUACUCUGUAAGACUUGCAAAUCAGGGGAAGAAGAGAAAAGUCCGUGCACCUCCACCAAGGACACUGAGUGUCAGUGCAAACCUGGCACUUUCCGUAGAGAAGAUGCACCUGAAUUCUGCUACAAGUGCAGAACCCGGUGCCCUGAUGGGAUGGUCGUGUCCACGCCCUGUAGCCCUUUCAGCGACCUCACAUGUGUGGACCGAAAAUCAGGUACCCAGGCCAGUGGGGAGGCCCCGGUUCCUGGAAAGACAGUGACCAUGAGCCGGAGACUGCCCACCACUCCCUCUUCCUCCUCAGACACUUCACAGCUGGUGAUCACAGUUGUAGCUGUAAUUACACCUGUCUGUCUCCUGCUGCUGGUGCCGAUCGCAUGUGUUUUCUGGCGGUUCUGCAUUCAAGGUCAUGGUGUGGACCCUAAGUGCAUGGACAGGGUCUUUUUCUGCUGCUCCUGUCCCCCAAGAGGUCCUGGGGCUCUGGACAAUGCCCAUAACAACAUGCUGAUCAACAGAGAUUUGCUGUCCAUUCUGGUGCCCAAGAAGGACCUAGAAGACCAGGAGCAGGACAAGCUGACAGGUGUCAUGGUACAGUCUCCAGUGGAAGCAAAGCAUUUACUGGAACCAACAGAAGAUGAAGCAUCUCACACGAGAAGAAGGCUGCUGGUUCCAGCAAACGGUGCAGACCCCACUGAAAGUCUGAGACUAUUCUUCGAUUACUUUGCAACCGCCGUGUCCCCUAACUCCUGGGACUCACUCAUGAGGCAGUUGGGCCUCACGCGAAAUGAGAUCCUUCUGGCCAGAGAAGGGGUCCGGGUCCCUCGGGAUGCCUUGUAUGAAAUGCUAGAGACCUGGGUCAGCAACAAGGGACGGGCGGCCUCAGUCAACACCCUGCUGGAUGCCUUGGAAACGCUGGGGGAAAGACUGGCAAAGGAGACAAUUCGGGACCACCUGUUGGGCUCGGGAAAGUAUGUCUAUGAAGAUGGUGAAGCAGGCUCUGCUGUGUCCUGAGUCUAAAAGAAUCUCUUUAUGAAACUACAGCUUCCCUACUUUACCUUUUCUUCUGGAAAGGGACACAUGAUUGGACACCAGUCUGGAUGAAACAGCCGGUACUUGACGAAUACUUGAAGGAACACUAUCAUCCGAUAUAUGCAGAAGUUGUAGAGUUCUAGAACUUUUCAGUAAAAUGAGUAAUUUUUAUGAAAUGUCAUUGAUAAAUGAUGGUGGAAAUAUUUAUAAAUAUUUAUGCUCGUGUAUGUACUGAGAGUUGAUUUAGGAUGUCAUUUAGUUCAGAGCACUUUGUCAUCCUACCAGAACUGCACGUUUUACUUGUAUUUUUUAUAUUGGGACAUCCACCCAUGUUAUGUGCGUACUUAAUUAUGUCUAAUGACGACUUAAUAUUUUAUGAUAAGCAUCUUUCCAUUUUAAUAUUUUUGUAUAGAUUUAUAUGAACGUGGGAAACCUUUUGGAAAGGUUACUUACUAGGUUGACUACGUGGGUUCCCUGGAAGGGAGCAGGCAACCAUAAAAUCAGUAAAAAUACAGAGCAGGGAGGACGAAGCCCACUGCAGUGGGAGGCACUGGUGGGAUCAAUUCUCCCUCAUACGGGAGUCUGACUUUGUCUAGGAUUAGAUGACCAGCAACUUUUAAAGUGUCCAUCAUUUCCAACUGACAAUUUUAUAGGUGUGGGAUUAUUUAUAUUAUUUAUUGGUAGAUGUUUACAAAUGAGGAGAGAGUGAGGAGAAGUAGCAUCCACAUGCAGCCCUGUGUCUGGUAUCCAUGAACUGGGCUGUCAUGCGUGGGCCUCCUCCUGUUCAUCUAUGGACCUGAGUGGGAAGGGUGGGACAUGGGUGGGACACGUGAGUGUCAAAUAGCUUCUAUGUCAUGUGCCACGUCUGGUUUUGUUAGUGAACCUUCAGUUCUAUCUGGGCUCCAGGGAGAGAGGACAGGGAUCUGCUCCUAGUGUCUGCCAUGGUCUCUGGGAGGAAGAGGGGACAGUGCUCAUGGAUUGUGUUCAAUGUUGGCUGACUCAGCACUACUAGAUGAGCCCUCUCACUUACGGUGGUCUGUGAAUCUGGGUCCCAGAACAGCCUUUUUAGGGUACAGAUUCCAAAUAUGAGGAGCUUAGUGCCUCUGUAAGCAUCCCACUUCUGCAUGAAAGGGAACACAUAAACACAAAUUCUUAUUUUCUUUUUACCAUUAGAAUGUAUACUUUAUUUUUUUUAAAUUUUCCAUUUUUAAAAAUUGAACUAUAGUUGGUUUACAACUAAGCCUUCACGCCACAACUAAUAAUCUCGUGUGCCUCAACAAGAGAGCCCACGUGCCACAACUACAGAGCCCACACACUCCGGAUCCCCGCACGCCGCAACUAGAGAGAGAAAACCCGUACGCGACCACUAGAGAGAAGCCUGAGAUCCACAACUAGAGAGAAACUGGAGCAGGCUACGCACCGUAACGAAAGAUCCCGCAUGCCUCAAUGAAGGUCCCUUGUGAUGCAACUAAGACACAACACAGCCAAAAAAAAUAAAGAAAAUACGUAAAUAAAAUAAAUAAAUAUUAAACUCUCAUCCACUGCUGGGAUGAGUGGAAAGUGUGCAACCUCUUUGGAGAUGUCUGGAAAUACCUGCCAAAGCUGAAUAUACACAUACCUUUUAAUCCAACAAUUCUACUCAAGGGCUUCUGUGAAAUACAAGAGAAAACA